GGCAGCAAUGUGAAAGCGGUGUAUUACUUUCCAUGUAAUUGAGUUAGGCAGAGCGGUGGGACAGCCCUGGUGUCUUUUCUCCUGUACAGAGGUCCUGUAGUUCCGCGUUGUCAGACCCGCGGGUGCUCGCACCACGUCACGGGCAGCUGGAGGAGAUCUCGGCUCCCGGGACCCCGGCAUGUCCACCCCACAGGACUCAGACGACGCCUAUGAUUUCCUCUUCAAGAUCGUGCUGAUCGGGGAUGCCGGGGUCGGGAAGACAUGUGUGGUGCAGAGGUUCAAGAGCGGCAUGUUUGUGGAGCGUCAGGGGAGCACCAUCGGGGUGGACUUCACUAUGAAGACCCUGGAGAUCCAGGGCAAGAGGGUCAAGUUGCAGAUCUGGGACACUGCUGGACAGGAACGUUUCCGCACAAUAACCCAAAGCUACUACAGGAGCGCCAAUGGAGCCAUCAUCGCCUAUGACAUCAGCAAGAAAAAGUCAUUUGAGUCUGUUCCUCGCUGGAUAGAGGACGUUAAGAAAUAUGCCGGCUCCAACAUCGUACAGCUGCUGAUUGGAAACAAAUCUGAUAUGCACGAGUUUCGAGAUGUCCCACUACAAGAUGCUGAAAACCUGGCAAAACAUUAUGACAUCAUCAGCGUCGUCGAGACCUCCGCAAAGGAUUCCAGUAAUGUGGAAGAGGCCUUUGUGAAGAUGGCCGUGGAGCUGAUGAUGAGGCACGGAGGACCAGUCUUCACUGAAAAACCAGCAGAUAGUAUAAAACUUGACAGCAAAGACAUGGCUGGGGAGUCUUGGGGAUGUGCCUGUUGAUGACUGUUUUUUUUUCUAGCAUGUUACGUUUAGUUCUAGAUUGGUGUCAUCAGUAAAUGGGCUUUUCCACUUUUAUCAAAACUACAACUCUCAAUAUGCAGCUUGCAUGCUGACAGUAUUAGUUGAACCUAAAGGCAGCAGGAAGUAGAACUCUGGACAUAUUUCUUGUUUUGUAUAGAGGAGAGAAGGCUUAGAAAACUCUACCAUGGUUUUAUUGUCUGUGUCCUCACUGUGCAGAUUUCCAAUAACUUCUUGUUGUGUCACUGGGGCAGGAAGUUGGCUGAAUCUCUGAGGACACAGAAAACAAUAAAAGCACUUUAAUCCAGGCUGGAAUACUGGUUAGGCAUUAGAUGUCAUGUGUGUCCCUGCUGAGAUUUUCUUAACUUCUUUUGUGUAACCGGGACAGGAAGAGAGGGAGAAUCUCUCCGUCUGGACAUAGAUGACAAAAAAAAAAAA
Messenger RNA from Rana temporaria (common frog), 1264 nucleotides. It is a transcript of the gene RAB43, whose product is annotated as RAB43, member RAS oncogene family. The transcript is spliced from 3 exons. The record is from RefSeq and is a predicted model, not a curated record. The coding region runs from base 179 to 808 and encodes 209 amino acids. Gene Ontology annotation, molecular function: GTP binding; GTPase activity. NCBI's taxonomy places the organism in Eukaryota, Metazoa, Chordata, Amphibia, Anura, Ranidae.